AUGGACCAAGUUGUUUCCUCGUCUGGCCCCGCACGCUCUGCCGCGAGCGCAAGGGGUGCAGAGUCCAUUAACCUGCUCACUAUUGACGCCAAAGGCUUGCAGUCGUUGUUGGCCGAUAGAAAAUUCACAAGCCUGGAUCUCGUUCGACAAUGUCUCGCUCAGAUUCAGCAGCACGACGGUUACCUCCACGCCAUGAUCGAAACGACGCCAGUGCAUAUCCUCGAGGAAACGGCCACAUCGCUUGACCGGGAGCGGGCGGGUGGAACUCUGCGGGGGCCGCUCCAUGGAAUCCCAAUUCUUGUCAAGGACAACAUCAACACCCCGACCUUGGGGCUUCCGACUACUGCCGGUAGCUUCGCUCUGCUGAACUCGAAAGCACGAGAAAACGCCAAAAUUGUCGACCGGAGCAGGGGAUCGGAUAUGCCGAGCGGUUGGUCCGCUGUGGGCGGACAGGUCCAGUCAGCAUAUAUCGCCGGCGGCGUUGACCCGACUGACUCCAAGGAUGGUCACUCGAGUCCCUCCGGAUCGUCCUCCGGCUCCGCGGUAGGCGUGUCCGCCGGGUACGCGCCCCUUGCGAUCGGCACCGAGACCGACGGGUCGCUUGUCUGCCCUGCCGGCAGAGCCGCUUUGUACACGAUCAAACCGACCAUCGGGCUCGUCCCUCAAGAGGGCAUCAUCCCCAUAUCGCACCAUUUCGACACGGCAGGGCCCAUGACCAAGUCGGUUUGCGACCUGGCAGAUUUGUUGGAUGUUUUAGCCGCAAGACCACGCUCUGAGUCGUUCACGGCGGACUUAACUGAGUCUUGGGGGAGCAUUUCGGUUGCUGUUCUUGAUCCGGAUAAGUGGAAGUUUUCUGAGGAUUGGGUGAAGCCUGUUCAGGGGGCGGAAGCUCAGAUCAGUCGAGACAUCCGUCACGCAUAUGACGUUAUCAAGCUCAAGGCGAAGAAGUUCGUCAACGACGUGGACCUUGUUUCUGUUGACGAUCUCGAACUUGAUGGAGAGAGCAGCGAGGGGAUUGUCGUGGCGGUUGACCUGAAGAACAACCUCAAUACAUAUCUUGAGGACCUUGAGGAAAGCGAAGUGCGGUCUCUUACGGAUGUGAUCGAUUACAACCUUAAACACUCCGACAAGGAGCUUCCGCCGCACCAUCCGAGGCAGGACCGCUUCAUCGACUCCCAGAACAAUACCGUCCCCCCCGAUUUAUAUGAGCGACACUUGCAGCAUCUCCGCCACGUGGCCAGAGACCGCGGGGUAGACCGUGUCUUUGCAAAAUAUGACGUCGACGUCAUUCUGGGCCCGACGGACAGCGGCCUCACAUCCAUAGCCGCAGCCGGAGGAUAUCCUCUGUGCGCAAUGCCAUUGUCCUACUUGGACUACAAUGGGCGGCCGUUUGGGGUCUCGGCUAUUGCGGCGCGCGGCCGUGAUGAUCUCCUGGUCAAGGUCUUGAGUGCGUGGGAGGCAACCUUUGACCAGCGCAAGCCGCCCCGGUCCCUGAUGGGGUAA
Messenger RNA from Chaetomium globosum CBS 148.51, 1503 nucleotides. RefSeq lists its product as uncharacterized. NCBI's taxonomy places the organism in Eukaryota, Fungi, Ascomycota, Sordariomycetes, Sordariales, Chaetomiaceae. The transcript is spliced from 8 exons. Bases 1 to 1503 code for a protein of 500 amino acids. The record is from RefSeq and is a predicted model, not a curated record.